Messenger RNA from Morone saxatilis (striped sea-bass), 5822 nucleotides. It is a transcript of the gene tjp1a, whose product is annotated as tight junction protein 1a. Gene Ontology annotation, cellular component: bicellular tight junction; plasma membrane. Gene Ontology annotation, biological process: positive regulation of blood-brain barrier permeability; establishment of endothelial intestinal barrier; cell-cell junction organization. Gene Ontology annotation, molecular function: cell adhesion molecule binding. The record is from RefSeq and is a predicted model, not a curated record. Lineage: Eukaryota; Metazoa; Chordata; Actinopteri; Moronidae.
UGUCGCACAGCAAAAAAAACGUCAUUACGGGUGACUUUUAGGGGUAAAUUGACAAUGCCCCCGUUUUUACAGAGUAUUGCACCCCUUCGUACGUUCAAUGGUCCGCUCCGCACAGACACGACACGGCCGAGAGCAGGGAGAGGUUUACUCAGCCUGCCAUUGCUGAACACCGUCCGGGUGAUGCCUACUCUUCCCAACUUUUCAUCCAGAGGUUAGCGACGAAACAUCAAAGCAAGGUGGUGUUAUUUGCUCUUUUUUUCCAACUCGGGUUCCUUCCAUGACUCGAUACCCAACUGGACUAACGUUAGCGACCCAGGCAACGAAGAUAAGAUAAUGAACUUUGGACUUUCCACACGGCUUUUCGUGACAUGUUUCCCGUCGUCCAGGAUAAAAUAAAAUAACAACGUAGCCCGGCGUGGCGGCAGCUGGGCUAAAAAUUCAACUGGAAGGAAAAUAGCGCACUCACCCAAGUGAUUAUCAAAACAAAAGACACCAACAACUUUUUACCUGACACUUUUGAAACGGAAUAGGAGUGUAAAAUGUCCUCCAAAGCGCCAAAUAAGAGUGCAGCGAUGGAGGAAACGGUCAUAUGGGAACAGCACACAGUGACGCUUCACAGGGCCCCAGGUUUUGGGUUUGGUAUUGCCAUCUCAGGUGGAAGAGACAACCCUCAUUUCCAGAGUGGGGAGACGUCCAUUGUGAUAUCUGAUGUGCUGAAAGGAGGUCCUGCGGAGGGACUGCUGCAAGAAAAUGAUCGAGUGGUGAUGGUCAAUGCAGUCUCUAUGGACAACGUAGAACAUGCGUACGCUGUGCAGCAGCUCCGAAAGAGUGGCAAAAAUGCAAAGAUAACUAUACGUCGGAAAAGGAAAGUGCAGAUCCCUGUCUCUCGGCCAGGGGACAGAGAGACGAUGUCAGAGCACGAAGAAGAGGACAGUGAUGAAGAAGAUGGCUAUGAGCGUGGUCGUGGUGUCCAAAGUGCCUAUGAAGGAGCAAGCGGGGGUACUGGCACUGGCAGGCGUCAAGAUCGCGAGCGUAGCAGCAGCAGCAGGCGGGACCAUAGUGCCUCGCGGGAGCGGAGUGUCUCACCACGCUCUGAUCGCCGAUCACAAGCCUCCUCUGCUCCACCCAGGCCUUCCAAGGUCACCCUUGUCAAGUCCCGCAAAAAUGAAGCAGAAUAUGGACUGCGGUUAGCCAGCCACAUCUUUGUGAAGGACAUCUCCCCUGAGAGCCUUGCUGCCAGAGACGGAAACAUACAGGAGGGAGAUGUUGUACUUAAGAUCAAUGGCACGGUUACAGAGAAUCUAUCACUGAUAGAUGCCAAGAAGCUGAUUGAGAGAUCAAAGGGCAAGUUGAAGAUGGUGGUGCAAAGAGAUGAGCGAGCCACGCUGCUCAACAUUCCUGACCUUGAUGACAGCAUCCCAUCAGCCAAUAACUCCGAUAGAGAUGACAUUUCAGAAAUACAUUCACUGACAUCAGAACAUUCCAAUCGAUCCCACGGGCGAGGUAGUCGAUCACGUUCCCCUGACAGGUCCGAACCAUCGGACCAUCUCCAUCACUCACCUAGGCAGAUCAGCAAUGGCAGUUGGAGCUUCCAGACGAGAGCAGGUUCACUGUUACACAGAUUACUUCCAAUUCAUCGAAGUCGAGAUGAGGAGCGCAUAUCCAAACCAGGGGCCAUUUCUACACCAGUUAAAAGUUCUGAUGAUGGCGUUUUGUCACAGGCCAGCGACCAGGCCAGCUCCAGAGAUGACAAACAGUUACCACCACUGCCUGAACCAAAGCCAGUUUAUGCACAGCCUGGUCAGCCUGACGUGGACCUGCCCGUCAGCCCCUCUGAUGCCCCUGUACCCAGUGCUGCUCAUGAUGAUAGCAUCCUCAGGCCGAGCAUGAAGCUGGUCAAGUUCAAGAAGGGAGAGAGCGUCGGUCUGCGGUUAGCAGGAGGGAAUGAUGUCGGAAUUUUUGUGGCAGGAGUUUUGGAGGAUAGUCCUGCAGCAAAGGAGGGGCUGGAGGAGGGAGACCAGAUUCUCAGGGUGAACAAUGUGGACUUUGCGAACAUCAUCCGGGAGGAGGCUGUGCUGUUUCUGCUGGAUCUCCCAAAAGGAGAAGAAGUUACUAUUUUGGCUCAAAAGAAGAAGGAUGUGUAUCGGAGGAUAGUGGAAUCAGACGUGGGUGAUUCCUUCUACAUCCGGACACAUUUUGAAUACGAAAAAGAGUCACCGUAUGGGCUGAGCUUUAACAAGGGCGAGGUGUUCCGUGUAGUAGACACCCUCUACAACGGCAAAUUAGGCUCCUGGCUCGCUAUCCGUAUUGGCAAGAACCAUCAGGAAGUAGAAAGGGGCAUCAUUCCCAACAAGAACAGAGCUGAGCAGCUAUCCAGUGUGCAGUACACCCUCCCCAAAACACCAGGGGGCGACAGAGCCGACUUCUGGAGAUUCCGAGGAUUGCGAAGCUCCAAGAGGAAUUUGCGGAAGAGCAGGGAAGACCUGUCAGCCCAGCCAGUUCAGACCAAGUUCCCUGCCUAUGAGAGGGUGGUGCUCAGGGAAGCUGGGUUCCUGAGGCCUGUGGUUAUCUUUGGGCCGAUAGCAGACGUGGGGAGAGAGAAACUGGCCAGGGAGGAGCCAGACAUUUUUGAGCUAGCAAAAACACAGCAACAACAAGGAGGGGAAAAGAGUGAACCCAGGGAUGCGGGAACCGACCAGAAAAGCUCCGGCAUCAUCCGUCUGCACACCAUUAAACAGAUCAUUGACCGGGACAAGCAUGCAGUGCUGGACAUCACCCCUAAUGCAGUGGAUCGUCUCAACUACGCUCAGUGGUAUCCCAUUGUAGUGUUUCUUAACCCAGACACCAAGCAGGGCGUCAAGACGAUGAGGACCCGCCUCUGCCCUGAGUCUAGGAAGAGUGCCAGAAAACUCUAUGAACGAGCCCUCAAAUUAAGGAAGAACAACCACCACCUCUUCACCACAACUAUUAACUUGAACAACAUGAAUGAUGGUUGGUUUGGAGCACUGAAAGAGAUAAUCCAGCAGCAGCAGAACCAGCUGGUGUGGGUUUCAGAGGGCAAGGCUGACGGGGCAGCUGAGGAUGACCUGGACAUCCACGACGACCGCCUGUCCUAUCUGUCGGCGCCAGGCAGUGAGUAUUCCAUGUACAGCACCGACAGCCGUCACACCUCCGAUUAUGAGGACACGGACACAGAGGGUGGAGCCUACACCGACCAGGAGCUGGACGAAACACUGAAUGAUGAUGUGGGUCCACCCACGGAGCCUGCCAUCACCCGCUCCUCUGAGCCUGUCCGUGAGGACCCGCCUGUCAUCCAGGAGCCACCAGGCUACGCUGGCUACCAGCACACAGUGCAGCCGGACCCCCUGAACCGCAUCGACCCGGCUGGAUUCAAGGCACCAGUGCCGCAGCAGAAAGCAGAAGCCGCUGCCGUCCCUAGCAUCCCCCAGCAGCCUGAGCCCCUGGCUGAAACAGUGCCCCCUGCUGUCGACGUUACUGUAAAAACUGUAGGGGGUCUGAGCCCUGACGUGGCUCCUGCAGCUCCUCACAGCCAGCCAAGCCCCAUCCCAGAGGCUGGCUCACUUAGGAGGCCCACACCUGAGCUAGCCCCUCAGAGCAUCACACCAGAACCUCUACAGUCCGGACCAGCCAGUUCAGAAUCAAAGAUGUUUCAGAAGGAUCCAUACAGCACAGACAACACAGGGAGAAUUGGUCAUAGCAUGAAGCCUGUGACUUACAACCCUCAACAGGGGUAUCACCCUGACCAGCCAUACAGAGAUUACGACCACCCACCCAGUCGGUAUGAUGUCAGCAGCAGCGGAGUCAGCAGCGGAGGUGGUUACCCUGAACCAAAGUACCGUAACUAUGACUCUAACCUGCCCUACGAGAACAGUGUGCCUCACUACGACCAGCAACAGUGGAACCCCUACAGCCAGCCGCUCUCUACUGCCAACUCCCAGGGCUACGAUCCCCGUUUGCCAUACGGUGACGGCCCCGACUCCCAAUACACCCCUCCUCUUCGCUACGACGAGCCCCCACCUCAGCAGGGAUUCGACGGACGGCCACGCUACGGUAAACCGACGGGUCCAGGGCCUGUCCGUUACGAUGAUCCUCCACCCCCUGCUCCAGGGCCUGACCUGCACUACGACCAGGAUUCUCACCUGAGCACCUACCCCUUAGCUGCCCGCUCCCCAGAGCCCGCUGCCCAGCGUCCUGGCUAUAACCAGGGACCAGCACCACAGCAAAAGAGCUACAAACCUCAGCAGUAUGACCCCGUUCCUGUGAACUCUGAAACCAGCCCCACACCACCUCCAAAAGUAGAGGCUCCCUCGCCUUCUCCUGCAGACGCUCCAAUGCCUGCCCCUGCCAGAGAGGAGCAACAGGAUGACCCCGCCAUGCGACCACAGUCAGUCCUAACAAGGGUCAAGAUGUUUGAGAACAAACGCUCUGUGUCCGUGGAUAGAGCCAGAGAUACAGUGGAAUCUUCUGGGAACAAGGCAGCUGAUUUACCUUUGAAAGCAGGUGGAGUAAUCCCCAAAGCAAAUUCUCUGAGCAACCUGGAUCAAGAGAAGGCCUUUAGAGCCCCAGGGCCUCAGAAACCUCAGUCCAACGUAGCUGAUGACAUUGUGCGCUCCAACCAUUACGACCCUGAUGAGGACGAGGACUACUACAGGAAACAGCUGUCUUACUUUGACAAGCUCCAGGCUGGUCCCAACAAACCCCAGCCACAAGCACAAGCACAAGCACCCCAUAACUACCCCAGGACAGAGUCAGUGGAGAAACCAAGUCCAGUGGAGAAAAAAUAUGAACCAGUUCCCCAGGUGACACCUUCUCUGCCACCAGCCUCUCUGCCACCAGCCACACUGCCCAAACCUGCACCUGAAGCCAAGCUUCCUGCCCGAGAGGACACUGUCCAGACCAACUUCCUGCCUCACAAGAGUUUCCCCGAGAAGUCUCCAGUUAAUGGCACUAGUGAACAGCCUCCAAAAACCGUCACUAGCACUGGGGCUCCACCAGUAUCCAGCUACAACCGCUACACACCCAAGCCCUACACCACCUCUGCCAAGCCCUUUUCUCGCAUGUUUGACAGUCCUAAAUUCAACCACAACCUUCUGCCCAAUGAAAAGCCUGAGAUUGCUCCAAAGGGCCGGAGCUCCAGCCCAGUGAAGCCUCAGAUACCCCUGCAGCCCCAGAAUACAGAUCAUGACAGUGGCCUGGACACUUUCACACGCACUAUGGACCACCGCUCCAAACACCAGCACAACAACAUCAACGCUGUGCCCAAGGCCAUCCCUGUGAGCCCCAGUGCCCUGGACGAUGAUGAGGAUGAAGACGAGGGCCACACAGUGGUUGCAACAGCUCGAGGUAUCUUCAACUCCAACGGUGGCGUCCUGAGCUCCAUUGAGACAGGUGUCAGCAUAAUUAUCCCACAGGGGGCCAUCCCUGACGGUGUGGAGCAGGAAAUCUACUUCAAGGUCUGCAGAGACAACAGCAUCCUGCCACCGCUCGACAAGGAGAAAGGAGAGACUCUGCUCAGCCCUCUGGUGAUGUGUGGACCUCAUGGCCUCAAGUUUUUGAAGCCUGUGGAGCUACGCUUACCUCACUGUGCGUCUAUGAAUCCUCCGACUCCUCGUCGGGUGACCCAAAAAGCUGGCAGAACAAGAAUCUCCCCGGGGACCCCAACUACCUGGUGGGAGCCAACUGUGUUUCUGUGCUCAUUGACCACUUUUAAGGACGAACCAGCAGGUGUGAUGUUACUGAAUGUGAAACCAUGGGGGAUAAAAAUGAAGAAAAUGGAUACACAUAAACACAAAACACACACA